AUGGCGCUGGAACGUGAGACCUAUACCGGGCCGUCACCGCAAGGUGGGUCGCUGGCUAUAUUUGUGGUGCGAGCAGCGCAUGGCCGGUUGCAAGAAAAACAAUCGGUCGCUGCUUUGCGAAGUCAUGAUCCAGGCAAGGAGAAGGUGGCGAGUAGAAGGGUCGCCGUGGUGAGCCUGGAAGCCACGGGCGUGAGUCUGGGAGGAGCCGCCACGGGUGCAGAUCUUGGUGGUUGUAGCAAAUAUUCAAGUGAGAACCUUGAAGUGGAGAAGGUUCCAUCGAAAUUUCUGAGCGAUCUAUUCGUUUACCUGGUGCGCGAGAUGCGACAGUCAAUGAUGGUAGCCUUUUCCCCCGCGCGCAAAAUCGACACUCGCUUUGACCCAAAAGCCAGCCACGGUACUGUAGCAGAGCUGCUGGUUUUUGCAGAUGAGGCCGAGUACACUGGUGCACUGGACUGGGCCAGUCACUUUUUCCAGGUUUGUCUCUUUUAA
This is a messenger RNA of Dibothriocephalus latus, 489 nucleotides long. Lineage: Eukaryota; Metazoa; Platyhelminthes; Cestoda; Diphyllobothriidea; Diphyllobothriidae. The record is from the annotation of a GenBank genome assembly.